Molecule: messenger RNA, 1646 nt
Organism: Sphaeramia orbicularis (orbiculate cardinalfish)
Lineage: Eukaryota; Metazoa; Chordata; Actinopteri; Kurtiformes; Apogonidae
Product: adapter protein CIKS-like
Exons: 9
Coding region: 17-1336 (439 amino acids)
Biological process (GO): humoral immune response; positive regulation of canonical NF-kappaB signal transduction
Source: RefSeq, a predicted model, not a curated record
CACUGGAAUCAAACGGAUGAACCAGAUCUUAGAUACAAAUCCACAAACAAACAAAUUAUCAUCAGCCUGUCACAUGGCUGCUGAUUCUUUCUGUCAAAGCACAUGUAAAGGUGGACAGGGGAAUAAGGAGCUGAGGAAUCAGCCAGUUUAUGCUGAACAGCGUUCAGAGCGGAUGCAGCACAGAGAAGAGGCAAAGCCAGGAGCAACGUCUGCAUGGAUGAGUGUCUAUCAUGAAUGUCUGGAUGGCUGUUUUCACCAUCAUGCUGCAGAAAGAGGGCUGUGCUCUAAUGGGGACUGGGGCUCAAACCAAAGUGGAUCAGCUCAGUCCUUAACCAGAGACACAUCUAGGGAGGAUGAUGAGUACAGUUUUCAUCCUGACACUUAUGAAGAGGAACUUGAGCCUCCACUGCCGUUGAGAUCAGAUGAUGAAUGGCAACAUUACAGCCCCUUUGUUCCUCCACAGCACUACCUGCACCAGUACGAUGUCGAUCGUGCCGCAGAUGUCAGGUGUUUUUAUUCUCCAGGAGAAGGACAGUACAACCUGAACCCAGUCAACACAUGUCCACCUCAUCCAUAUCCCCACACUGGGCCCUGUCAGCACAGAAGUACCUGGCCUCAUCCUCAAAACUGGCUCCCACCUCAUGACCACAUAAUGAAGAGCAGCAUUCCUCCGAGCAGCGUCUCGGUCAACGUACCGCAGUUCUCCGUCCCUCAUGUGGAGGGUGUGUCAAAGGUCAACGUGAUGAACCUAAACUCAGCCAGUGCAGCGGCAUCUGUUUCACAUCCACACGAGAAAAGGAGAACCAUCAGUCUGCCCGAUGAGUGCAGAAAUGUUUUUAUCACCUAUUCUUCAGACACAUCCUCAGAGAUGAUCCCCUUUGUAGAGUUCCUCAGGAAACAAGGAUUUCGACCAGCUAUUGACAUAUUUGACAGCCCAAUCAGAUCCAUGGACAUCAACAAAUGGAAGGAUAGUUACCUUAAAGAUCAGUCUACUCUGAUCAUCAUUGCCAUCAGUCCUAAAUAUAAAGCAGACAUUGAGGGAUCUGUAGUUGACAGCCACGGUCUUCACACCAAAUAUAUUCACUCUAUGAUGCAAACUGAGUUCAUCCAGCAAGGCAGCUUGAAUUUCAGAUUCAUCCCCGUUCUCUUCCCUAAUGCAUCCCAGAUCCAUGUGCCCACGUGGCUUCAGAAUACGCGUGUUUACCGCUGGCCUCAGAACACGGAGGACCUGUUACUGCGACUGCUGAGGGAGGAGAGGUAUGUCGCCCCCCCUGUCCCCAUGGAGCUCACCCUCAUCAUCAAACCAGUGGCCCUCUGCACUUCCACCACCAUGUAGAAAACAACCUGAUGUUUCUAUGUGGUCAGUGUUUAGUUAAAUAUAUGGAGUUUUACAGGCUGUUGAAAAGGAAAAAAGAGCGUAAUGAAAAAAUAAAAAUGAUUAAAGUUGUAAAUUUGAAGCAAAAAAACUUGCAGGUGUGACAAUAAACACAACAACAAGUACAUAUUGAAAUAAAAAUCUGCUUUUUUAAACUUUAACUUUAAUUGUGUUUACUUUUCAUUUAUUAUUUUCAGUCACAGCUUGGUUCUAAUUUGCAGUUUUUUUUUCUCAUAAAUGUACAACUUUAAUCAGAGUUUUUUCUCACACA